CGUUGAACGCACCCGGUGAGGAGAAAUCUUUGACGCACCGCUUGCGCACUCUGUUCCAUCGACUACAACCGAACGCAACGCGGCUAUCGACAUGGCGAACAACUAUUACCCACAGGGCAACGGUUUGCCUAACGGAGCCCAGUAUUGGUCCCCCGAGAAUCAAGCUGUUUAUCAGCACCUCCAACAACAACAGCAACCGAGUGGUCCGCAAGGCCAACAGGGACUCCCUAGAAAUGCUCAACAGCAACAGCACACCCAACUCCAGUUUGGCAUCGGCCUUUCAGGACAGCAGCAGCAGCAGCAGCAACAACAGCAGCAACAACCAUCGCAGCAGUCUCUUUCCCAAGGCUCAUCGGCCGCGGCUCAGAGCCAUGUGCAAGACGAAGAAACCCAGCCGACGGCAACCGAUGCAUCAGACACCGCGAGGCGAGGCCGAGGCCGGCCCAAGGGCACAAGCACGCGCCAACCCGCUGGCGUACGCAAGUCACGAGCCAAGAAAACUACUACUACAGCCGCAUCGGCCUCGACCGCAGGCGCACCUGGACCUGCCUCCACAGCCCUGCUCGCGGCCGUAUCCGCAACUAGAGCAGCAGGGCCCGCGCCUCCUCUAUUGCCGGCCACUCCCGCAAACCCCCGCCCUCCGGCGCGGCGGACCGCAGCCGUCGUGACGCCAACUCCGCGUGAUGAGGAUCUCGGACCUCGCCCACCCAAUCUAGACGACCCUGUCUACCAGGAGCUAUUGAAGAUGCAAGACAGAUUCUACAUUGAUCACGAGCGCUGCCUCGAAGCCCUGCUCGAUGUUGCCCUGAAGCUAGGGUUCGGUGUGGUCAUAAAACGUUCCAAGCGGGAAGACAGCAAGGAGGGAGAGCCCCUCGGCCGCGUCUACAGAUAUGACAUGGAGUGCACCGCGGGCAAGGUGCGAGCCAAGGCCCUGGGCGUUCGCACUGUGGCGAGGAAGGACUGCCCGUGGACGGCGCAGAUAAUCAGCGAGAAGAAGAAUGGGAACCUCUGGCAGUUCAAGCUCGUGGAACCCAUGCACAACCAUGCGCCGUUCCCCGACGCGGCCGCCAUCCCUGUCCACCGCAGACAGACGCUCAAAAAGGUGGAGCAUGCCGUCAGGCUAUUGGGCCAGCAGGAGGGCACCACCGUCAAGGACAUUCUUGAUUUUGUGAAGACGCAGUAUCCCGACAGACCGCUAAAGCCGGAGGAUAUCAAAAACUUUUUUGCCAAGGAAAAGAAGAAGGCCGAAGGUGGCACGGUUGAUCCCAACAGCGAGUAUGCGGACGAGAGCGGCGUGAUCGCGGAAGAUGAUGGCGAGGAGUAGGUUUGGGCACGUGUCGACCACUUCUGUUAUUCGUUUCUCGGGGAACACCAUGUUCUAUUAUGCAGGGUCUUGACGUUUCUGGAAAAGGCGAAUGUUUAAAAAACCCCGAGUCUCUGGGCAUGCAGGGUCUUGAAGUCCCUGGA
Pyricularia oryzae 70-15 is the source of this 1467-nucleotide messenger RNA. RefSeq lists its product as uncharacterized. Bases 92 to 1324 code for a protein of 410 amino acids. The transcript has a single exon. Lineage: Eukaryota; Fungi; Ascomycota; Sordariomycetes; Magnaporthales; Pyriculariaceae. The record is from RefSeq and is a predicted model, not a curated record.